CAUAAAUACACACCACACCACUCCAUUCCUCAAACCAACAUCUCCCUUUUCUCCAUACCAAAACUAAAAAAAAAAAAAAUAUGGCACCGAAAAUGGUGACCAGUUUUCGGCGCUCCCUUUCCUUCCCGAACCCGCCGUCCUCACACAAUGCAUCUAAACCCCGGAAUGCCCUCCACGUGAGAUCCACCAGUCUCCCGUGCCGCUCGCACCCCAUUAUUUCCCAGCUCCAAGACGAGAUCUCCGAGCUGCACUCCUGGUCCGCCGCCUCCCGCACCUCCGCCUGGCUCUGCGACGGCCUCCGCCGCCUCAAGUCCGUCCACGAGUCCCUCGAUGAUCUCCUCCACCUCCCCCAGACGCGCGACUCCCUCCGCGGAGGGGACUACUCCAAUCUCAUCGACAAGCUUCUCGAAGACUUCCUCCGCUUCGUCGACGUCUACGGAACCUUCCAGACGCUUCUCCUCCGCCUCAAGGAGGAGCACUCGGCCUCGCAGAUCGCCGUCCGGAGGAAGGACAACGCGGGAGUGGCCGCGCACUCCAAGAAUCUCAACAAAAUCGCCAAGGACAUCAAAAAGCUCUCCUCCAAUUUCGUCUCCGUUGGGAAAUCAGCGGCCGCGGCGGCUCCGGCUCGGGCGCCGUACGAUGAGGAGGCGGAGCUGGUGGACGUCAUCCACGGCGUCGUAGAGGCGACGGUGACGGUAUCCAACGCGCUGUUCGGCGGGAUUUCGAGCUCGGCGGCGUUCCGGAAGCCGUCGUGCAUGGGGCUGAGUUUUGGGAGGAAAACGAAAAACGUGAAAGUUGAGGGGGGGAUUCGCGAAUUCCAAGAGUUGAAUUUGGAGAAUUUGAGGAAGAAGGCGGAGGAAGAGGUGAAGAGUGCGUUCAAGAAAAUGCAUGAAAUGGAAGAUCGGAUUUUGGAGAUUGAAGAAUGUGGGGAGAGGGCAUUUCGGAGCUUGAUUAACACUAGGGUUUCAUUGCUUAAUGUACUCACACAAUAACCUAAACUUUUUAGAAAAAGAAAAAAGAAAACAACAGGAAACCAAAAUUUACAGUUCUAUUUAUUGUUUUCAUAUAUAUUUUUUAUUUUGAUAUUUUGAAGUUUGAUAUUUACACUGUAUAGUUACGAUUUACACAGAUGGUGAUUCAGAUUUUGCCUAAUUACUUUAGUACAAAGAAUUAUUUAAUUUA
Molecule: messenger RNA, 1182 nt
Organism: Salvia miltiorrhiza (redroot sage)
Lineage: Eukaryota; Viridiplantae; Streptophyta; Magnoliopsida; Lamiales; Lamiaceae
Exons: 1
Coding region: 81-992 (303 amino acids)
Biological process (GO): root development; shoot system development
Source: RefSeq, a predicted model, not a curated record